AUCCGGGCACUCCUGAGAAGGACGAGAAGGUCGCCAAUAUGAUGCGACUACGAUAUAUCAGGGCAGGAGCCAAUGCAACAAAGGUUCUUCUGGCAAAUAACCCAAGAUGCGUUGUGGAACAGAAAGCUACUGGCAGUGGUAAAGUUGAUCCUGGUAGAGUGGCUCAUCGCACAGUUAACCACUUGCGACCACCUAUACCAACUCUUGAAGAAAGGGUAGCUACUUGGAAGGAAGUCAGUGAUAUAUUCUAUGGUCCCGAAAGAGACCUGAAAAAUUUUCCUCCAGUCAAACAGAUUGUGGAUCCACCCAAAACUCGUUAUGUGGUUGUCCCCGAAGCAUUCUUCGAGGCUCUUUACAAUAAAACAGGAAUCUUGGGUCCAUAUCUCCUGUUACUUGGAACUCCAGCAUACAUGUUCUCCCAUCAAAUUAUCAAGCAUGACUAUGAAUUUGGAGUAGCUUUAUUCGUUUUUCCUGCUUUAUGGUACCUGAAUAAAAAGGUUCACUUGGUAGAUGCAAUGACAAAUUUCAUUACGGCCAAGCGAGAGGUUAUCGAUUCUCAUUGGUACAAGCCAAUUAUGGACUUCGUGGAGGACAUAGAUAACAACAUUGAGGAAAAGAAAACACUAAUAUACCAACAGGAAGCUCUAGAAUAUAUCUAUGAGGCUAAAAAGGAAAAUGUAGGUCUACAACUGGAAAUUGAAUACAGACAGAGAUUGAAGUCAUUGUAUGAGGAUGCCAUGCGUAAACUAGAUUACCAGGUGUCCAUUGCCAGUUCAAAGAAGAGCUUUGAGCAGGGACACAUGGCCAAGUGGAUCACCCAAUCUGUUUACAGUAGCAUUACUCCACAACUGGAGAAACAAGUGAUGAACAACUGUUUGACCAAUCUCCGUCAACUAGCAAAAAGCAACACAGCUACGUAAAUGGUGUAAAAAGACCUGUUGUGUGUAGAAGAUGAUCUAGUUCAUCUCCGUGAUAUGAAACUGUUUCAAAAUUCUGCUACUCUUUUUCCUGGUCAGGAGAAAAGUUGAAUCUGACGUGUAAAUACUUGUCAUGAUUGACAAAGAAUCAGUGCUGUGGUGUUAUCCAUAUUUAGAAGAUGAAUUUUGAAAAUAAACUUAUUGUAUAAAAAAAAAAAUCUUUU
Messenger RNA from Ylistrum balloti, 1141 nucleotides. Its product is annotated as ATP synthase subunit b, mitochondrial-like. Gene Ontology annotation, molecular function: proton transmembrane transporter activity. The coding region runs from base 39 to 920 and encodes 293 amino acids. NCBI's taxonomy places the organism in Eukaryota, Metazoa, Mollusca, Bivalvia, Pectinida, Pectinidae. The transcript has 8 exons. The record is from RefSeq and is a predicted model, not a curated record. Gene Ontology annotation, biological process: proton motive force-driven ATP synthesis.